AUGACUAUCGCAGGAAGAGGAAAAGGUGGCAAAGGAUUAGGAAAAGGAUCGGCCAAAAGACAUCGAAGGGCAACUCAACAGGCAAUGGGUAUUUCCAAGCCAGCAAUUCGUCGGUUAGCGCGUAGAGGUGGUGUGAAGCGGGUCAGUGCUGGAGUGUACAGUGAGAUCAACACGAUGGCCAAGACUUACUUAGAAGGUAUCAUUCGGUGUGCAGUGACUUACUGCAACCACGGUAAGAGAAAGACUGUCUCUUGCCAGGACGUGCUCUACUCGCUUAAGAAGCAAGGAGUUACUUUGAUUGGAUUUGGAUCAACUCGAUAA
Messenger RNA from Nematocida homosporus, 321 nucleotides. Its product is annotated as histone H4. The record is from RefSeq and is a predicted model, not a curated record. Lineage: Eukaryota; Fungi; Microsporidia. Gene Ontology annotation, molecular function: structural constituent of chromatin; DNA binding; protein heterodimerization activity. Gene Ontology annotation, biological process: nucleosome assembly. Bases 1 to 321 code for a protein of 106 amino acids. The transcript has a single exon.